ACCGGAAGCACUUCCUGCCGCCCGGCCCGGAGCUAAACUUCUUACUAGGCCUAUGGAGCCACGAGGGAUAGUCAAAGCCUUUCCCAAGAGGAAGAAGGUGAGGGAUGACUCAGGGAAAAGUGUCCCUCCAAAGAUUCCAAAAGAGGAAGAAACAGAAAUACCUGAGGCAGAAUGGCUGAAAUCAGUCACUGCCUUCGUGUUGCAAGCUGGCCUUGGCCAAGCCAGGGCUGAGAUCUUCCACAAACAGAUUGUCCAGAAUGGGGGUGUUGUAUCCAACCAUCUCUCCUCAGAGGUGACACACGUCAUUGUGGCUGAAGACAUGGACUGCCAUCGGGCCUUUCGGCUCCUGAAGUUAACCAGGCUCCCUCCAGGAUUGCAGUUAGUGAAGGCAUCCUGGCUCAGUGCUUGCAUUAGAGACCAGAAGCUACUGAGUACUGCUGGCUACAGUGUCUUUAUCCCUCGCAGAUACCUGGAGGAAGGAGAACUGCAGAAGGAGAAGCAGCAGCAGGUCCUGGACAGUGAAGAGAUCCAGCCCCCAGCAGAGGAGGGAACAGUGAAACCAAAUACUGAAGCACAGGUUGGGGAUUCCUCAGAGCAAGGCCUGGGCACCCUUGGAGAGCAGCUGCUGGCUGAGAAAUACUCUGAUGAUGAAGGCAGCGAAGGAGAAGAUGCUAGUGUCACCCAGGGAGAUCUGGAAGCGUUGAUUUCUGGCCGCUACCCUGUGAAAUCAUCAGAGGAGACCAGUGACAGCUCUUCUGCAGUGGCCCAGUCUACCAGCAAGUGGGUUUGUGCCCAUUCCUCCAAUAGCAAGAAGGAGAAUCACAACCAGGGCAUCACAGAGAAACUGGAAGUGCUGGCAAAGGCCUAUUCUGUCCAGGGGGACAAGUGGAGAGCUCUGGGCUACUCCAAAGCCAUCAAUGCCCUCAAGAGCUACCACAAACCAGUCACCUCCUACCAGGAAGCCUGUAAAAUCCCUGGGAUUGGGAAGCGGAUGGCAGAGAAGAUCCUGGAGAUCUUGGAGAGCGGGCACUUGCGCAAACUGGAUCACAUCAGUGAGAGUGUGCCUGUGCUGGAGUUGUUUUCCAACAUCUGGGGAGCAGGGGUCAAGACAGCUCAGAUGUGGUACUCUCAGGGUUUCCGGACGCUGGAUGAUAUCCGCACCAAGGCAGCUCUCACCAGUCAGCAAGCUGUGGGGCUGAAGCACUACACGGAUUUCCUGGAGCGCAUGCCUCGGGAGGAAGCUGCAGAAAUAGAACAGACUGUCAGACAAGCUGCCCUGGCCCUGAAGCCUGGGCUCCUGUGUGUGGCAUGUGGAUCCUACCGUCGGGGGAAGUCCAGCUGUGGAGAUGUGGAUGUGCUGGUCACUCACCCAGAUGGGCAGUCUCACCGUGGGGUGUUCAGCAAGCUGCUUGACAGCCUCCACAGGAGUGGCUUCCUUACAGAUGACCUGGUGAAUCAGGAGGACAAUGGUGAUCAGAAGAAGUACUUGGGAGUGUGCCGCCUCCCCGGGCCAGCCCAACGUCACCGCCGCUUGGACAUCAUUGUGGUGCCUUACAGCGAGUUCGCCUGCGCACUGCUGUACUUCACCGGCUCCGCUCACUUCAACCGCUCCAUGCGGGCCCUGGCCAAGACCAAGGGAAUGAGCCUCUCAGAGCAUGCCCUCACCUCAGCUGUGGUGCGAGGCCCUGGAGGUGUCAAGGUGGCAUCUGGCCAUACUCUGCCCACUCCCACUGAGAAAGAUGUCUUCAUCCAUCUGGGGCUGCCUUACCGGGAGCCCUCGGAACGAGACUGGUGACACCCUGUUGUCACCCAGCACCCUGGGACCACUGCCAUGCUUUUGUUUUGGAGGGUGCUGGCUUACCCAGUGCUGCUUUGUGGUGACUGCAGAUUGAGGAACAUAUCCCAGCAAACUGGGGCUCCUGGCAAGCACGGGGCUCUGCUGCUGGUGGAGCUGUGUGGCUUCAGCCAACAAGGGCCAUAAACUGGAACCAUGCUGGAAGCACCAUCUGAUGCCACAAGGGCUACCAAAAGGGCUCACUGCCCAUGGGCUACACUGGCCCUGCUCUCCCUGGGGAAGCUUCAGGAGGGCCAGCUUCAGAGCGCUGUGAUCCAGCCCCUCCUCAAGCUUGGGAAAAGGGGGAGUGGGAUGCAUCUUCCUCUCUGUCUGUGCCCAGACACCCCAAAAUUUCUGGACUGUGUAUGAAGGUAUCCAGGAUCUGGCUUGGCCCUGGAACAGGCCUUAGCAUAUCUCACUACUGCUGGCAGCUGCUGCUGUGGGAAUUGUGAAAGGUCUGCCUGUGCUGCUGUCCUUCCAUCCGAGCUGAUUUGUGUUCUGAUGGGUGUCACUGCACAGAACUUGGCUGCUGCAACUGACACCACUCUCCCUGGGUACCAAGUGAUCCUUGAAAGAGGUGUAGGGACCUGAUGGGCUGUGCCUGCUAUCUCUGAGCCUGCUGUGUGCUGAGGAUCCUCCAGUGCAGACAGCUGUGAUCCCCCUGGUUUGGCCCCAAGGGCUCCUUUCCUCUGGGUGCAGGGGAGGAGCAGAUCUCUUGGCACCGUGCUCAGGAAGAAUCUGAACGUAAUGGGAGUGAAUGUAACCUGGCAGGGCUGUGUGGUGCAUAGGAAGGGAGGCAGAGAGAAACACAAGGAGAGAGUUCAGUUCAAGUUUGGGUGAAGCAAAGUUUUCCCUUCGUAUGUGUGGGAGUCUGGUCUUUGAUCAGCAUGUGUGUGCGUGUAUUUGUAUGUACAUUUAUGUGUGUCCAGCCCAUAUGUCAGUUACAUGGGAAUUGUAUGAGUGAAUUUUGUUUCACAGGAAACCUCAACUAUUUUUAUAUUUUGAAGAUGAAUUUCCCAGAAACUUUUUGUGCUCAGUCUCGGUUACAGGUGUUGCACAAGGGCAUUAAACCUGGUGGGUUUGUACAGUUUCUUGCUGCAGUAUCAGCUGUGGCUGCUGGGCACCAGCAGUGGUGGGCUGGAGUGUUUGUAGGCAGACCUUGACCCCAGAGGUGUCAUUUGUCAGCCCAGCUUUUGUACUGAACACCUGAUGGAAAUGAAUGUCUUUUCGCAUGUCUUGCUGCUUUGAAAUGUGAAGUAUAAUAAAUCCCUUCUCUCCCUU
Calypte anna (Anna's hummingbird) is the source of this 3115-nucleotide messenger RNA. RefSeq names its product DNA polymerase lambda (gene POLL). Gene Ontology annotation, biological process: double-strand break repair via nonhomologous end joining. The transcript has 9 exons. The coding region runs from base 53 to 1795 and encodes 580 amino acids. Gene Ontology annotation, cellular component: nucleus. The record is from RefSeq and is a predicted model, not a curated record. Lineage: Eukaryota; Metazoa; Chordata; Aves; Apodiformes; Trochilidae. Gene Ontology annotation, molecular function: DNA binding; DNA-directed DNA polymerase activity.